AUGGAUAAGAAAGCUACAAUUGAUGAAAAGAAGAAGAUUGAGGGUCGGAAGAAAGAUGAUGUUAUUAAUAUCGGUUUUGAUGAACUGACAAAUGCACAGUCUGGUUGUGCCGAGAAUGCUGGGCAACCGGCCCGUAAUCACGAGUGGACAUAG
This is a messenger RNA of Sclerotinia sclerotiorum 1980 UF-70, 153 nucleotides long. RefSeq lists its product with no specific name. The record is from RefSeq and is a predicted model, not a curated record. The transcript has a single exon. NCBI's taxonomy places the organism in Eukaryota, Fungi, Ascomycota, Leotiomycetes, Helotiales, Sclerotiniaceae. The coding region runs from base 1 to 153 and encodes 50 amino acids.